Messenger RNA from Fimicolochytrium jonesii, 1954 nucleotides. RefSeq lists its product as uncharacterized. The record is from RefSeq and is a predicted model, not a curated record. Lineage: Eukaryota; Fungi; Chytridiomycota; Chytridiomycetes; Spizellomycetales; Powellomycetaceae. The transcript has 3 exons. The coding region runs from base 178 to 1824 and encodes 548 amino acids.
ACGGGACCUGAACUCGAUUAAGCCCAGGGAAAAUGCCCUCCGUGGCGAAAAAGGGAAAGAGAACAUCGGCUAGAUGGAGAUGCAUCCUCCGCAUGUGGAGCUCCGAGCGACUUACUUUAUACAGGAAAUCCGCCAAGUGGAGAAAUAUUGUAUAGCGAUGCUCACACCGUAUAUAAGAUGGAGGGAGAGUCAGCUCCAGCCCUGAUAUUCCCAUUACUCCUAAUACCACGUAUAGAUAAAAUGCCAGUACUCGAGAGCACCUACCCAACUCCUCCACGAGAGAACUAUCGUCCGCAAGUCCGUCGAACAGCGGGAUUCACUGAAGAUGUCAGCAAAUCUCUGGAUUCCGGCAUUGACUUGAGUUCUCGGAAUAAAGACGUGUUCGGCCUAUGGCCAUCAAGAGCGUUGAGGACUUCUGCGAGCGAGAUUGACAAGUUGAAAACAAUGGAUCUCGACUAUUUCAAGACUUUUCUUCUGCCGGCAUCAGGACCAGCAGGCGUCACCACUUUGGGGUUCGAGUCCCGUAUGCGCGAGCUCCACAACGAGAACAAACUGCACGGCAAAAAGUGGCUAGUGGGUGCCUCCAUGGGCGCCAUCCGCAAUUUAGCGCUCAUAAGCAGCUUCAUCUCCGGCAAGAAUGUCACCAAUGACCUGCUCGCUCAACUAUGCUACAUGCACUAUGUUCACGGAGACACGCCCGCUACGCUUGCUCCGAUGAUGGCGCACAUGUAUCGCUUGGUAGCGCCAGAGAGUAUGGUAGACGAAAUCCUCUCACACCCGCAAUACCAUGCGGCCGUGAUUGUAAGUGCGGUUCGGCCGCCGUUUCAAAAGUUUCCAGCGUGGUUGCUACCAAUCGUUUUCGCCAUCGUCGCUUUGAUCGAAAUCAUCUAUCCGAUACUUCAAGCAGUUUGGAAUGUUGCUUGGACGGCGGUCAAUGGAGCGCUGGGCAGAAAGGUGGAGCGCAAGCGACCAUCGCACGACGUUGUCAUGAGAUAUAUCUGUCAACGGCUGAUCUUCUAUACGGGAGACGAAGCGCCGCGGUUCUUGGCCGACGGCGUUGGAGGGAAAGAGAAUACUCGCUUUGUGAAACUCACACGGCAAAACAUAUAUGAGGUCCUGCACGCUACAAGCUCCGUUCCAUUUGUUCAGGAACGAUGCGAGUAUAUCCACGGUGUCGGCUGCGGUCUCUACAUGGACGGAGGGGUGACGGACUUCAUGCUCAACACCACUUUGGCAGAUGACACUGCCCCGGGACUAUUCGUAUCCGACAAAUCCCACAAAACCAUUUACCCAGCGGCCAUUGAUGCUCUGACGCGGUGGCGGCCUGGCCCUGAACACCACCUCGACAACUGCUCCGUGGUACAUCUCCAACCAUCGUUUGUCAGCGAAAUGAUUGAGCUGAAGCGACUCAAUUUGAAGGCUCUCCGUACGGAACGAGGGUUGCUAGAUUCGCCAUUGCAACUGCUGAUCCCAAAAAUCUCCGGCGUCGCUCCUAGUUUACCUACGUUAAACGACUGGUUCACCAACGCGUACAUCGAGAAUCCUGAGUUCCGGCACCAGAAAUGGCGCGCUGCGAGCACAUUGAGUGAACGGAUGUGGCCAAGACAGCUGGCUGAUAUUUUAUUUGGGCCCGAGAAACACUCGGGGAAAACGCACUGGGGAACCAAGAAUCUUACGAACCCCACAUCUGUGCUUAAUGUGCUUCGAACCAUAAAGCAGUGGGUGUGGGGCGAGGAGAUUAGGUUCGUGCUUUCGCUGGCAAGGGCGAUAGUGUUCCAGAAAGGCCGUUCCCAGCCACAGAAAACAAAAGUGUAUGCAGAGUAGAUAGACGUGCGCUUCUAUUCUUGGCUGUCAAUGAGAUCUCUAUUACCGUUUGCACGGCCUGAUAUUGCCGGCGUGAUGACCGUAACCUUGCGCAUAUAAGAUAACACGAAGAGCGAGAAAGAAGUCACAU